GAAGAAGGAGGAGCAGGCGAGCAGCACUCGACAAGCGAGCUGUUCUCGAGCGCCAACGUGGUGGCAGAGACGGCUCAGGCAAACAUCAGUGGGGAGGCAGAGAAGGUGGACAAGGCAAAAGCUGCCAAUGCGGCCGGAGACCUUCUUGACGCCGCUGGCCAGUAUGGCAAGCAUGAUGAUCAGAUUAUCACUAUUUUAGCUUCAGAUUGGCAAGGCAUGCAGAGAGAAAUGGAGAACAAUGACUUAUGAGUUUAGGUUUAAUGUAGCCUCUCCUUUUCUGAUUUUGCCUGUAUUGCAUUGUUAUGGCUGUGAUCAAAGUGCUAGUCACAUUAGAAAUGGUUUAUACGCUCCUAACAGAGCUCUUCGUCUUCGUUAAACUGGGCAAGAACAUUUAUUUAUAUUUUAAUUAGACCCUGUGACACACAAUUUGUGCCUUUGAGGAGACACUCCUUUUUGUGUUAAAAUGACAUCAGCUGGCGUUCAUUUCAAAUCUUUUGACUAAUUUCUGAAGUUUGUUUCUUAUUUAGUUACUCGUUCGAUUAGGUCUGAGCAAAAAGAACUAUGGUUUUGGUUGAAUACUAUGAUAUAGCAACAGAAAAACCUGCAGAAUUUGAUAUGGCAAUGGCAGAAUACUAUAAGAAAAUGGCAAACAAUCAAUCAUAUUCAUGGUAUUGAAUUGACUCUUGUUUACCAUGAAAACGGUUUUUUCCUGUUGAUGAUUGGAAGGAAAACAGUGAAUUUGAAGAAACUGAUGAAGAAUCAGAUCUUGAUGAAUAAGGCCCAUGUAAUUAUUAGUUACCUAGAUAGAAGGUUUGGACUUUGGACCUGUUUGAAUUGAAGCUGCUUGGUCUGAAAUUUGUAUAUAUCUAGUUUGUAGUCAUCUCUGCUUUGUCGUUGUGAAUAAUUCUCGUUCUCUAUCAACUUUUGGUGUAAAGUACUUCUGUUAAUUCUAUUUGGAUGCUUAGAAUAAUAGAAUUGCAGAUUUUUGGGCAUACAUUGAGAUGUAGAUUAUUGAGUACAAUGCUUAGAGAAUGUGCCCUUGUAACAUUAUUUCUCUCACGUGCCUCGUGAUUAUUAUUAAGUCCAGCUUUUUGCUUCAGUGGAAAA
Molecule: messenger RNA, 1107 nt
Organism: Arachis ipaensis
Lineage: Eukaryota; Viridiplantae; Streptophyta; Magnoliopsida; Fabales; Fabaceae
Source: RefSeq, a predicted model, not a curated record